Molecule: messenger RNA, 609 nt
Organism: Lottia gigantea (owl limpet)
Lineage: Eukaryota; Metazoa; Mollusca; Gastropoda; Lottiidae
Exons: 1
Coding region: 1-609 (202 amino acids)
Source: RefSeq, a predicted model, not a curated record
AUGGCAAAUAAAAUACUAGAUCCAAUCUUUAGAUUAUACGAUCCAAUUCGUUAUUCAUUUAACAAGAAAAAAGAGGAUUAUAUUAUCAUCUCACCCACUGUUGGUUCUAAAUCCCAAUUGAAUGAUGGUGGUAGAAUUACCUUCGAAAUAAAUUCAUUAUCGAAUUGGUUGCUUCUUUCCGAUGCUUAUUUCAGAUGCGAUUUCAAAAUUAAAGAUGGAACUCCCAAUGAAAAUCGUGUUCCACAAACAAAUACAACGUUAGAAAACAAUUUCUUUCCAUCUUUACUUAGCGAGAUGGUUUUGGAAGCUGGUUCAAAUCCGAUAGAAACAAUCAAACAUCCUGGGGAAUUCGACACAAUGUUGAAAACAGUUUUAUAUCCUAAAGAUUUCGAUUCAGUUUCAGGCUCUAUACCCGAUGUUGGCGAUGGAAGUGUUUUAAAGGAACCGGUAAGAAAUCUUGCAAAUGAUGCCGAUUUAGCUAGAGUGAGAGUUGUUGCUCGAAACACGAUAGAAAGAGUAGGACGAGCAGUUAAUCAUGGAUUCGAAAAACGAGUACUUCAGUAUAAUAAUGUUGUUGAGAAUAAUAGGUGGGGUAAUUACGUAAAUUAG